Messenger RNA from Leguminivora glycinivorella, 1374 nucleotides. RefSeq lists its product as uncharacterized. The transcript is spliced from 3 exons. The record is from RefSeq and is a predicted model, not a curated record. The coding region runs from base 86 to 835 and encodes 249 amino acids. Lineage: Eukaryota; Metazoa; Arthropoda; Insecta; Lepidoptera; Tortricidae.
AAACAAUAGUUUUAAAUCGGGUACCUCGUGUUUAUUUAAUUAAGAAAUGGUAUUCAGCGUAUUUAUUGUUUAAAUAACAUAAGAUAUGUCGGGUUUCCUAGAUGUCAAAUAUCCCUUUAAGUCGAAUCUCGGCCUAAAUCCUUUUAAGACGUGGAAGAGGCAAUGGUGCAUAUUGAGGCCGAGCCCGACGUGUGCGGGCGGCGGGUCGCUGGCGGUAUACUGCAGUGAGGCGGGGGCGUCGGCAGGAGCGGUGGAAUUGCCUCCAGACAGCGUGGUACGGCGGGCGAAGUCCCGUAGUCGGCCGUUCGCUUUUGCCGUGUUCUCGGAGCUAGAACCGCAUAAACCGCGCAUCCUGCUCGCGGCACAGACCCUGCAGGAUGCCCAGAUCUGGAUGGACAAGAUCAGAGCCCUCUUGGACGGCAAACAAUUACUAGGCUCUUCCCGCGACUCAUUCUCAGUCACCAUUGCCAGCAGCGCUCUAUCCCGCAAGCUGCUACUCUGUGGCGACGGUCAGCUCACAAUCACCACUGAAGGCGUCGUCAUCGCUCGCUCUCACGCCAUCCCUACGCUCGUACCGUGGAAACACAUCAGUGAUGUGACCAUGAGUGAUGAUAAAACUAGCAUUGUGGUCGGAGUCAAUAGGUUUGUGGAUUUUCUUGUGCACUUGGGCCUUGACUCGGUAUUGAAUUUGUGCAAUAUUUAUUAUUUAUUUAUUUAUUGUCACUUAGCAACUAUCCUUACAGGUAACCCUAAUACAAUAGUGCCAAUUCAUAGUUAUUUACAUAAUCAUAUCAGCAAACCUUAUAUAACAAUUACAUCAAAUUAUAACAUAUAACAUUUAAACACACUUUUACGAAUUCGGACAUUGGACAACUAAACAAGUCAGUCUGAUCAGCCACUAAAUUCAGUGUACGGGCGGUGCGACUGAGAGGCGCCUUACGAAGCAGGUUGGUUCUGCCGAUCGGUUCCACCAGCAGCUGCGGCCGCCGCCUGCGCUCCACGUAGCCAUUGGGCACGUACAGAUUCAUCUGCUGUAAGAUCCCCGGGUUGUGAAUACUGCCGCGAAGGAUCUUCACCACGUAGCAUGCGAGUGACAGAUCCCUCCGAGUUUCUAAUUUGUUAUAGCCCACCAUACCUAUAACGAACAACGUGGGAUACAUAAGCAGAUAGAAAGGAUACACUCCGUACAGUUUCAAGUAGAUGUACCUCAUAAACUUAUUUUGUAUCCCUUCUAUCAUUAUUCUGUACUUCGUCUCAUGUGGGGCCCAGAUUGCAGCAUUGAGUAUUACAACCAAAAUAAGAAAAAAUACUGCGUACUGCACAAAUUUCGUCCUGUCAAUUCUUUAUGGCUUUAGGUUUGGGUUUGCAUUGCAC